Molecule: messenger RNA, 1763 nt
Organism: Papaver somniferum (opium poppy)
Lineage: Eukaryota; Viridiplantae; Streptophyta; Magnoliopsida; Ranunculales; Papaveraceae
Product: UDP-glucuronic acid decarboxylase 2-like
Exons: 5
Coding region: 134-1501 (455 amino acids)
Biological process (GO): D-xylose metabolic process
Cellular component (GO): cytoplasm
Molecular function (GO): NAD+ binding; UDP-glucuronate decarboxylase activity
Source: RefSeq, a predicted model, not a curated record
AGGUGCACCUUUCCCGGAUACUUGCAAGAGUAUCAAUCCCUCUUCAACACACCAUUUCUUCUUCUACUUAAACACUUUUUUUCUUCUCCUUCUUCUUCAACCAAAAAACUCGUCUCUCACAAAAGAAAAAAAAAUGGGUUCUGAAUUGUUCUACAGAGGCCAUGAUGAAGAAGAUGAAACUCAGCAACAAACAUCAGAUGUUGUUUACACACCAAAACCAAACAAACCGUUGCUACUCAUAACGCGUCCAAUCCGUUACAUUCUCCGCGAACAGAGAUUAAUCUUCGUGUUCAUCGGUAUCGCCAUCGCCACUCUGAUCUUCUCUCUGUUACCUUCUUCUUCGUCUCCUCCAUCGCCUUACACCAAAUUCGAAAAUGAUAACGCAUUUAUUGCCAACACUUAUUUCCCGAGUUCGGAAUCCAACCGGAUACUGUCACAAAAGAGCAACGUUUAUCAUGAAAACCGUGGUGGUAUGGGUCUGAUCAGUGCAGGUGGUAAAAUCCCAUUAGGAUUGAAAAGAAAAGGGUUGAGAAUUGUUGUGACCGGAGGUGCUGGAUUUGUUGGUAGUCAUUUAGUUGAUCGCUUGAUAAACCGUGGUGAUAGCGUCAUCGUCGUCGAUAGUUUCUUUACAGGGAGGAAAGAAAAUGUGAUGCAUCAUCUGGGGAACCCAAGAUUUGAAUUGAUAAGACAUGAUGUGGUUGAGCCUUUGUUGUUAGAAGUUGAUCAGAUUUAUCAUCUUGCUUGCCCUGCUUCUCCUGUUCAUUACAAGUUCAACCCUGUCAAGACGAUCAAGACUAAUGUGGUUGGUACUCUGAAUAUGCUCGGAUUAGCUAAAAGAAUUGGUGCUAGAUUCUUGUUAACAAGUACUAGUGAAGUUUAUGGUGAUCCUCUUCAACACCCACAGGUCGAAACCUACUGGGGUAACGUUAAUCCUAUCGGUGUGAGGAGUUGUUACGAUGAAGGAAAACGUACUGCUGAAACGUUGACAAUGGAUUACCAUAGAGGUGCUGGUGUUGAGGUGAGGAUUGCUAGGAUCUUCAACACAUAUGGACCUCGUAUGGGUAUCGACGACGGCCGGGUCGUCAGUAACUUCGUCGCUCAGGCAUUGAGGAAGGAACCAAUGACGGUAUAUGGAGAUGGAAAACAGACCAGGAGUUUUCAAUAUGUUUCGGAUCUGGUUGAGGGUCUGAUGAGGCUGAUGGAAGGAGAACAUGUAGGUCCAUUCAAUCUUGGCAACCCUGGUGAAUUCACUAUGAUGGAACUUGCCCAGGUGGUGCAAGAAACAAUUGAUCCAAAUGCAAAGAUUGAAUACAGGCCAAACACAGAAGAUGACCCACACAAGAGAAAACCAGACAUCUCUAAAGCUAAAGAACUACUUGGAUGGGAACCAGCAGUGUCUCUUCGCAAGGGUCUUCCUCUUAUGGUCUCCGACUUCCGUCAGAGAAUCUUCGGCGAUCACAAGGAUAGUGCUGACUUAUCCAUGGCCACAACUACCUCCUAGAGAAACCAAAAACGGAGAAAUAACAGCAUUAGAAAAGAGAGAGGUGAUAGAGUUUAGGUAGUACUACAUCGAAAGCAGCAUUUUCCCCUAUUCCCCCAUCUUUCAUUUCAAGGGUUGGAUUUUACAUCCUAUCAAACUUCAUAUUUUGUAAUUUUUUUUACUUCCUGGCUCAUGUUUUCUUUUCGUUUAAUAUCAUAACAUAGAACAGCAAGAUUGUCACAUUUUGCUAAUCAUCAUAAUAUAUACAUCGGACUCUGUCCAA